Molecule: messenger RNA, 1288 nt
Organism: Periophthalmus magnuspinnatus
Lineage: Eukaryota; Metazoa; Chordata; Actinopteri; Gobiiformes; Gobiidae
Gene: rskra
Product: ribosomal protein S6 kinase related a
Exons: 12
Coding region: 31-1251 (406 amino acids)
Biological process (GO): protein phosphorylation
Molecular function (GO): protein serine/threonine kinase activity; ATP binding
Source: RefSeq, a predicted model, not a curated record
GUGACCUUUAUUUUGUUAUUUUAAGAUGUGAUGGGCAACGACGAGAGCAGAAGACGAAACCCCGAUGGCGCUGCGCAUCACCGCAGGUUCAGCCAUGGACUCAUCUCAAACUUCGGAGCGUCAGUGGUGCACAGACUCAGCCGGCGCGGGCCAUUCUCCCAGACAGUCCAGCUGCCCGUCACAAAUACGUCCUCCUCCACACACGAAGACAACAACCCGCAAUCCUCCGUUUCUCCUUUUCUACCGGAGUUUCCACUUCGAAAAUUCCCCGGAAAAAAUCAAUUCCAGGUCCUUGGAUUUAUUGCCAAAGGAUCAUUUGGGCCUAUAUUAAAAAUAAAAGAUGUUUCAAUAGACAAGAUCUUUGCCAUUAAGGUUUCACCAAAGACUGCAAUAUUAAACCAUGGAGCAUUGGAUCAGUCAAAAGAUGAGGUAAUCAUUCAGCGGCAGCUCAAACACCCAUUCAUCCACAACCUUCAGGACUGCUGGCAGACACAGCACCAUCUCUUCAUUAUGUGUGAUUACUGUGGUAUGGGAGACCUGUACACCUGCUGGUUACUACAAGACAGGUUUGAAGAGGAAGACAUCCGGCUCUUUGCUGCAGAGAUGGCCAGUGCACUGGGAUUCUUAAAUGACUUGGGCAUCAUGCACAGAGACAUAAAGAUGGACAACAUCCUCUUGAGUGACCGUGGUCAUCUUCGCCUGUCUGAUUUUGGACUGUCACGUCGUUUGAAGCGUGGAGGAAGAACAUUUACUAUAUGUGGAACUAUCCAGUAUAUGGCCCCAGAAGUUCUAGGAGGAGGUCCGUACAACCACGCUGCCGACUGGUGGUCACUGGGUGUUAUGCUCUAUUGCCUGGCAACAGGUGAGUUUCCAGUACCUCCAGAGUCAGGCCACAUCGCCAUGUUGAACAAGGUCAGACAGUGCCCUUAUGUCAUCCCCAGUACAUGCAGUACUGCACUUACUAUACUACUCACUGAGCUUCUGUCCAAAAACCCUGUCAACCGCCUGCGUAAUCUGGACUGUUUCCAAAUGCAGGCUUUCUUUAGGGGGACUUCGUUUGACUCUGAAAUUCUGCAGAAGACUCCAAAUGAGGUCAUCCUUAAACUCAGGACUCACCCAGACUGGUCAGCCAAAGCAAUGCGUGGCAUUACAGUGGACUAUUUGAAAAACUUUGACCAUAACAAAGUCCACUCGCCCACAUAUCUUUCUCAAGGAUCCCCAUCUUUAGCCAACAAGGAUAUGGCCCUUUAGAUAUUAACUCUGGGUACACAUAAAAGUAUGUCAAAAA